This is a messenger RNA of Eutrema salsugineum, 856 nucleotides long. RefSeq names its product membrane protein PM19L. NCBI's taxonomy places the organism in Eukaryota, Viridiplantae, Streptophyta, Magnoliopsida, Brassicales, Brassicaceae. The coding region runs from base 122 to 679 and encodes 185 amino acids. The transcript is spliced from 3 exons. The record is from RefSeq and is a predicted model, not a curated record.
UAGAUAGAUCCCUUCAAUCGAUCAUCACCGAGACUUAAGUGAAGCCUUUGUUGGAUUUAUAAUUUAGAUAAAAGAGUGGCAAAGCAGUUAAAAAAGCAAAGAGUGAAAGAGGAAAGUCGAAAUGGCGACAACGGUCGGAAGAAACAUAGCAGCACCGUUGCUGUUCUUGAAUCUGGUUAUGUACUUCAUUGUACUUGGUUUCGCAAGUUGGUGUGUCAAUAAAUUCAUCAACGGCCAAACUAACCACCCAAGUUUCGGAGGCAAUGGAGCGACGCCGUUUUUCCUGACUUUUUCGAUCUUAGCGGCUGUUAUCGGGAUAGCAUCGAAGUUGGCCGGAGCUAACCAUAUUAGGUUUUGGAGGAAUGAUAGUCUUGCGGCCGCAGGAUCUGCCUCUAUCGUUGCAUGGGCCGUCACCGCUCUUGCCAUGGGGUUGGCAUGCAAGCAAAUAAACAUAGGAGGAUGGAGAGGAUGGAGAUUGCGAAUAAUUGAAGCUUUCAUAAUAAUCCUGACGUUCACGCAAUUGCUAUACGUCUUGUUAAUCCACGCAGGUACAUUCAGCAGCAAGUAUGGUCCUGGUUAUAGAGAUCGUGACUACGCUACAGGUCAAGGUCAUGGUCAUGUGCCAGGCACUCACGCGGGCGAGCACAAGCCUGGUGUUGCGACCACCAUGGCUGUUUAGAGUCAGUUGUUUGUUUUAUGUGAUGUUAACUUGGGUAAUAAGUUUAUGAUAUGAUAUAGGUGCUUUUUCUUUUUUCCUCUUCUUAAGUUUAUGUAAUAAUAAUGUAAUUCCAUCGAUCUGACGAACGAACAAACUGUUGUGUUCUUUUGUUAAUUAUGAAUUUGUGUGUUCCGUAUU